This is a messenger RNA of Populus trichocarpa (black cottonwood), 3714 nucleotides long. Its product is annotated as ABC transporter B family member 15. The transcript has 8 exons. Gene Ontology annotation, molecular function: ABC-type transporter activity; ATP hydrolysis activity; ATP binding. Gene Ontology annotation, cellular component: membrane. Gene Ontology annotation, biological process: transmembrane transport. Lineage: Eukaryota; Viridiplantae; Streptophyta; Magnoliopsida; Malpighiales; Salicaceae. The record is from RefSeq and is a predicted model, not a curated record.
AUGGGUGGUAAAGAUAGCAUGUUUCGGUACGCUGAUGGCAUGGACAAGUUGUUGAUGUUCUUUGGGGUUUUGGGCAGUGUUGGAGAAGGGUUACGACACCCUCUCACAAUGUAUGUUCUUAGCCAUGUCAUCAAUGACUAUGGUAGCUCUGGUAUUUCUUUGUCUACUGAUACUGUAAACAAGUAUUCUCUCAAGCUCCUGUAUAUUGCAAUUGCUGUUGGACUUGCUGCAUUUGUUGAAGGAUUGUGUUGGACGAGAACUGCUGAGAGACAGACUUCUCGGAUGAGAACGGAAUAUUUGAAAUCGGUCCUUAGACAAGAAGUUGGUUUCUUUGACACUCAAGAUGCUGGUUCUUCCACAACCUAUCAAGUUGUCAGCACCAUCUCCAACGAUGCCAGUGCUAUCCAAGUAGCAAUAUGUGAGAAGAUACCUGACUGCCUUGCACAAAUGUCAUGCUUCUUCUUCUGCCUUGUGUUUUCCUUCAUACUAUCGUGGAAGUUUACUCUGGCAGCUCUUCCUUUUGCAUUGAUGUUUAUUGUCCCGGGACUUGUAUUCGGGAAGCUCAUGAUGGACGUGACAAUGAAGAUGAUUGAAGCUUAUGGAGUUGCUGGUGGGAUUGCGGAACAAGCCAUUUCUUCAAUAAGAACUGUAUACUCAUAUGUGGCGGAGAAUCAAACACUAGACCGGUUCAGCCGAGCACUUCAAGAGACUAUAGAAUUAGGAAUAAAGCAAGGUUUCGCAAAGGGAUUGAUGAUGGGAAGCAUGGGAAUGGUUUAUGUAAGUUGGGCAUUUCAAGCUUGGGCUGGCACUUAUUUGGUGACUGAGAAGGGAGAAAAGGGUGGUUCUAUCUUUGUAGCUGGAAUCAAUAUAAUGAUGGGAGGACUGAGCGUAUUAGGUGCACUCCCAAAUCUAACUUCCAUCACAGAGGCAACAGUUGCUGCUACGCGUAUUUUUCAAAUGAUUGAACGAACUCCAAGUAUAGACUUGGAAGACAAGAAGGGGAAGGCUUUAUCAUAUGCAAGAGGAGAAAUUGAUUUUCAGGACAUACAUUUUAGCUAUCCAUCAAGACCUGACACACCAAUCUUGCGAGGGUUGAAUCUCAGGAUUCCAGCUGGGAAGACAGUUGGUCUUGUGGGAGGCAGUGGCUCCGGAAAGUCUACAGUCAUUUCAUUGCUUCAAAGAUUUUAUGAGCCCAAUGAAGGACAAAUUCUCUUAGAUGGACACAAAAUAAAUAGGCUUCAGCUCAAAUGGUGGAGAUCCCAAAUGGGUCUAGUUAAUCAGGAACCAGUCCUCUUUGCCACAUCUAUAAAGGAGAAUAUAUUGUUUGGGAAGGAAGGUGCCUUGAUGGAUGAUGUGAUCAAUGCUGCUAAGGAUGCAAAUGCACAUGACUUCAUAACUAAGUUAACUGAUGGAUAUGAAACACAAGUUGGCCAGUUUGGAUUCCAAUUAUCUGGGGGGCAAAAGCAGCGUAUUGCCAUUGCAAGGGCUCUGAUCAGAGACCCCAAAAUCCUGCUUCUAGAUGAGGCAACCAGUGCACUGGAUGCACAGUCUGAAAGAAUAGUUCAGGAUGCAAUUGAUCAGGCAUCGAAAGGAAGGACAACAAUCACCAUUGCGCAUCGCCUCUCCACAAUCAGAACAGCAAACCUGAUUGUUGUUCUUCAAUCAGGGAGAGUAAUUGAAUCAGGUUCACAUGACCAGUUAAUGCAAAUAAAUAAUGGAAGAGGUGGAGAAUACUUCCGGAUGGUGCAGUUGCAACAGAUGGCAGCACAGAAAGAAAAUUUUAAUGACUUCAUCUAUAGAAAUGAUGGAAAGAACUCCUUUAGGAUGAGUCCUGCUCCCAGUCCGGUUAGCUUGAGAAAAAGCACUCCACGCACCCCAGUGUUAAGCCCCUUUAGCCCAGCAUUGUCUAUCGGCACACCUUAUUCCUACUCAAUCUAUGAUCCUGAUGAUGAAAGUUUCGAAGACGACUUAAACCAACUGAAUUAUCCGGCACCUUCUCAGUGGCGUCUGCUGAAAAUGAAUGCACCUGAAUGGGGACGAGGCUUGACUGGAUGCUUGGCUGCAAUAGGUGCUGGAGCGGUUCAACCUAUUAAUGCUUACUGUGCAGGAUCACUUAUGUCAAACUACUUCCGCAGUGACAAAUCUGCUAUCAAACAUAAAUCCAACGUAUUGGCCUUGAUUUUUUUAUUUAUUGGUGCUCUCAACUUCAUCACCAGCCUCCUCCAACAUUAUAAUUUUGCAAUUAUGGGAGAGAGGUUGACGAAAAGAGUACGCGAGAAACUGCUAGCAAAGCUGAUGACUUUUGAGAUAGGGUGGUUUGAUGAUGAUGAGAAUACAAGUGCAGCAAUUUGUGCAAGGCUAGCCACUGAAGCCAGCAUGGUUCGCUCCCUUGUUGGGGAUCGGAUGUCAUUGCUAGUACAAACAUUCUUUGGUUCUGUCUUUGCUUAUUCAAUAGGACUUGUUCUAACAUGGAGGCUAACCCUUGUUAUGAUAGCUGUGCAACCAUUAGUUAUUGGAAGUUUUUAUUUGAGGAGUGUUUUGAUGAAAAGUAUGGCCGGGAAAGCACAAAAGGCACAAAUGGAAGGAAGCCAACUAGCAAGUCUUGGCCUGUUUUGCUCCCAGUUUUUUAACACGGCUUUUAUCACACUAACAUACUGGUAUGGUGGGAGGCUCCUGACGGAAGGGUUAAUAACCUCAGAGCGCCUUUUCCAAGCAUUUUUGAUACUGCUUUUCACUGCUUAUGUCAUUGCAGAAGCUGGAAGCAUGACUAAUGAUAUAUCCAAAGGAGGCAAUGCAAUUCGAACAAUAUUUGCAAUUCUCGAUAGGAAAAGUGAGAUUGAUCCAAACAACUCAUUUGGUGCUUCGAACAUCAGGAGAAAGUUAAAUGGCCAAGUGGAGUUCAACAAUGUCUACUUUGCUUAUCCAACAAGACCAGAUCAAAUGAUCUUCAAAGGCUUGAACCUCAAAAUUGAUGCAGGGAAGACAGUGGCACUGGUAGGGCCAAGUGGUUCUGGAAAAUCUACUAUCAUUGGACUUAUUGAGAGGUUUUACGAUCCCUUGAAAGGAGCAGUUUUUAUUGACAGACAGGACAUAAAGAGAUACAAUUUGAGAAUGCUGAGAUCUCAUAUUGCACUAGUCAGUCAAGAACCAACACUGUUUGCUGGCACUAUCCGCGAAAAUAUUGCCUAUGGCAAAGAGAAUGCAAGAGAAUCUGAGAUACGAAAGGCUGCAGUUGUUGCCAAUGCACAUGAAUUCAUCAGUGGAAUGAAAGAUGGGUAUGAUACCUACUGUGGAGAAAGAGGAGUUCAGCUAUCAGGAGGUCAAAAACAAAGGAUAGCACUUGCUCGUGCGAUACUGAAGGAUCCUUCAAUCCUGUUGUUGGAUGAGGCAACCAGUGCACUUGACAGUGUGUCAGAGAGCUUAGUUCAAGAGGCACUUGAGAACAUGAUGGUUGGCAGAACAUGUGUAGUCAUUGCUCACAGACUGUCAACAAUUCAGAAAUCCAACAGCAUUGCGGUUAUCAAGAACGGAAAGGUUGUAGAACAAGGCUCACACAAAGAACUCAUAGCAUUAGGUAGCAGUGGAGAAUACUACUCUCUGACAAAACUACAAAGCGGAAGCUCCUCUUAUCAAUAAAGCAGAAUCAUCUGGAGUCUGGACUGCCAUAGGAGGAAAGUCUACUCUUUUUUAAGUCUGGACUGGCAUGAUUUUUGA